Syngnathoides biaculeatus (alligator pipefish) is the source of this 2785-nucleotide messenger RNA. Its product is annotated as UDP-glucuronosyltransferase 2B20-like. Lineage: Eukaryota; Metazoa; Chordata; Actinopteri; Syngnathiformes; Syngnathidae. Gene Ontology annotation, molecular function: UDP-glycosyltransferase activity. Bases 921 to 2519 code for a protein of 532 amino acids. The transcript is spliced from 2 exons. The record is from RefSeq and is a predicted model, not a curated record.
CGUUGCAUGUUUUGGGGAUGUGGGAGGAAAUCGGAGUGCCGGACCGGAGCGAGAAAACCCACACAGGCGUGGGUCGAACAUGCAAACUCCUCGUGGGCAGGCCUGGGAUUUGAAUCCCAGUCCACAGAACUGUGAGGCCAAUGAUGUAAUUAGUCACUCUUCAGCAUGUGUAGCCAUCCAGUUUCCGCUUAUCCUCACAAAGGUCACGGGGAGUGCCGGAGCCUAUCAACAGGGCAGGAGGCUGGGUACACCCUGAACCGGUCGCCAGUCUAUGGCAGGGCACACGGAGACAAACAGCCGCACUCACGAUCCCACCGCGGGACAAUUUAGAGUGUCCAAUGAAUGUUGCACGUUUUUGGGAUGCGGGAGGAAAGCCACGCAGGCUCGGGGAGAACAUGCAAACUUCACACAGGCGGGUCCGGGAUUGCGCCCGGGACCUCAGAACCGUGAGGCCAACGUCAAAAGGCUUUUUUUAAGUCCCGGUGUUGUUGUUUUCUUGGCCCAAACGUCUCUUUGAGUAUUUAAGGUCGCCGACCCUUUCGAUCUUUGUGUUGCUCAAUAGCGACGUCGCCCUUUGUAUCGCAACGCUUAUCUGGAGCUAUAAGCAGCGCAGAUAAACCCGUUUCGCCUUUACAUCAAAUAGCGACCGUCUGCGUCGAGGACUUUCAUACGACCGUUCCAAAGACAAUGAAACAAUCUGAUUUGGAAUGUUGUUUUAUUGUUUUCACGGGAGAGCGUCGGAAAAUGAUAUCCAGAUGUUGUUGCCGGUGGAGAGGAAUCUGUGCAGGGGGGGUGUCGGCCGGAGGAGGAGGAGCAGGAGGAGAUUGGAGCAGUUAUACGUCGACUUCCACUCGGAGCUCGAACGCGGCGGUAACGGCAGACGCGGGAAUCUUCUCUGGAGGGGGGCGACGAACUGAGCAAUGACACCAUAUCCAAGCCUGGUACUCCUGGUGGUGUUUUCCGCCACUUGCUGGGGUGGCAAAAUUCUGGUGUACCCCUUCGACGGCAGCCACUGGAUCAACAUGAAGAUUCUGCUGGAGGCGCUUCACUCGCAAGGCCACGAAAUCACAGUCCUGCGAACCUCCACCAGCUGGUACGUAUCUGAGAAGUCGCCCCACUACACCUCCAUCACCAUCGUGCUGGAGCAGUCGCAGAACAUCGAGAGCCAGAACUACAUGAACUCCUUCAUGGAGCGAUCCAUCGAGAUCCAGCGGCACAGGGGCACCCUGUGGGCCUUUGUGGCGUUCUACAGGAACCUUUUCGGUCUUAUGGGGGAGAACCAGGUGACUGUGGCAGACAUGGUGGUCAGCAUAUUUGAAAACCGAACUCUAAUCAAGGAACUGAACGAAAGUAGAUACGACCUUUUCUUGACAGACCCGGCCUUUCCAGGCGGAGUGCUCCUGGCUCACUAUCUGGACCUGCCCAUGGUCUUCAACGUGCGCUGGCUUUUCAACGGCGAGGCACACUUUGCCAUCGCACCGUCUCCUCUUUCUUACGUCCCUCAAUUGUUCUCCCGUUACUCGGACAGAAUGGACUUCUCACAAAGACUCCACAACGUCAUCUAUCACGCCGUCCUGCUUUACAUGUACCACUACGUCUCCAAUCCGCCUUACCAGGUCGUGUGCGAUCGCUAUUUCGGCAGCGACGUCACCAUCAUGUCUCUCAUGCAGGGAGCCGAUCUGUGGCUGAUGAGGGUGGACUUUACCUUCGAGUUCCCUCGACCCACCAUGCCCAAUGUGGUCUACAUCGGAGGGUUUCAGGGCAAGCCCUCCAAGCCUCUGCCGGCGGAUUUGGAGGACUUUAUGCAGAGUUCCGGGGAACACGGAGUGGUGGUCAUGACUUUGGGGACGCUCCUGGGCGACCUCGGCCCUGAGCUGUCGCAGAUCAUCGCCUCUGCUUUUGCUAGACUCCCUCAGAAGGUGGUCUGGAGACAUAUUGGGAAGAGGCCCGCCACAUUAGGGAACAACACCCUACUGCUGGACUGGUUGCCUCAGAAUGAUUUACUGGGCCAUCCUAAGACCAAAGUCUUUGUAACGCACGGGGGCACUAACGGCAUAUAUGAGGCCAUCUACCACAGCGUCCCGAUUUUGGGGAUCCCGCUCAUCUUUGACCAGCACGACAACAUGGUCCGGCUGAAGGCCCGCGGAGCCGCCGAGUUUGUGGACGUGGCGGCGCUCGACGUGGACUCUUUCACCGCUUCCCUGAGGAACAUUCUCGAUCCCCAGAAGCCUUACAAGCAGAACAUGGUCAAACUUUCCCGGCUCCAUCGCGACAAACCCAUGAAGCCCACCGACGCGGCUGUCUUCUGGAUGGAGUACGUCAUGCGGCAUCGCGGUGCGGCACAUCUGCGCACCGAGUCUUAUAAAUUGCCGUGGUACGCCUACCACUGUCUGGACGUGAUCGCAGUCCUCGGGCUCCUCUGUUUUCUAGCCCUUGCGUCAUUAUGGCUUUCCUGUCGAUGUCUCUGUAGGCAGCUAGUGAAGGUCAAGAAUAGCACGUUCAAAUCCAAGAAAGAGUAGUUUGAGAAGGCCCUGAAAAGCAACCAUACCAGAAAACUUUGUGACUUGCCACUUUCAAAUGAUGACUUUUGGGAAAACAGUUGUCUGGAACUGUUUAUGCAGUGUCGGGCAUUUGGUUCCUGGAUCUGCAGUGGGGACUGACGUGACUUAAUCCACCGCUUGAUACUACCACUAUCACAUCAUAAUUAUUGAAACCAUCGAUACGAUACAUAUUUACUGACAUCUGGAGUAGUCCACAAUCAAUAUUUAUCCAGUAAUAUGACAAA